CGUAGGACAAACGUCACAGUGACGGUUUCUCCAACUGGACAGCUAUGGAGUUGAUAUACUUAAAUACUUCUUCCAUUCAACUUUCCACCCUACGGUUGCAUACAUUGCUCGAGGAAACGAAAUAGAAAGAGAAUAUCAAAAAGACAAAAAGCACAAUGCAGCAAUACACCGAAAGGCCAGCUCGUGGCGCUGAAUCUCAGUUUCAGCCAGGUAAGUCUCGUGUGCCCUCUUUGGCUGUAAUCCAAUAUUCCUGACAAGAGUCUCAGGGCAUCAAAUUCCCAUUCAACAUCAGAGAAAGCCCGGGCUCCAAUCCGAGUUGGAAGACCCAAAGCCUGUUUCUACCCGUCUACCAACAGAGGAUGGUGGCUACCAGACUUACAAGGCAGCCGGAAAGUUGGAAGGCAAAAGGGCCAUCAUCACCGGCGGAGAUUCAGGAAUUGGACGUGCCAUUGCGAUACUUUUCGCCAUGGAGGGCGCAUCAAGCCUGAUCAUCUACCUCCCAGAAGAAGAAGAAGAUGCGCAGGAGACGAAGAGAAGAGUCAAGGAGGCUGGGCGUGAAUGUCAUUGCUUGGCAAUAGACAUUCGGAAAAAGGAAAAUUGUAAAAAGGUGAUUGACACGGCUCUUCAAUGUAUGGGCGGGAUUGAUAUCUUGGUGAACAAUGCCGCAUUUCAAAAUAUGCUGAAUGAUAUCAGCGAACUGGAUGAGGCUCAGUGGGAACGCACCUUUGACACCAAUAUUCAUCCACUGUUCUAUCUUUCAAAAUACGCCCUACCGCACAUGAAGAGGGGCUCAACAAUAAUAAAUUGCUCGUCAGUUAAUCCAUAUAUUGGGCGUGGCGACCUCCUUGACUAUACAUCUACCAAGGGUGCUAUAGUAGCUUUCACCCGAGGCCUGUCUAACCAGCAAAUUCACAAGGGCAUACGAGUCAACUGCGUAUGCCCUGGCCCAAUCUGGACCCCCCUUAUACCAUCAACCAUGCUUACUUCUGCAAUGGAACAAUUCAGCUCCGUGCCCAUAGGUCGUCCAGGACAGCCAAGUGAGGUUGCAACAUGUUUUGUUUUCCUUGCCAGCCAAGACAGCAGCUACAUAUCAGGGCAAUGCCUCCAUCCCAAUGGUGGGGUGGUGGUUAAUGGGUAG
Messenger RNA from Monascus purpureus, 1138 nucleotides. The record is from the annotation of a GenBank genome assembly. NCBI's taxonomy places the organism in Eukaryota, Fungi, Ascomycota, Eurotiomycetes, Eurotiales, Aspergillaceae.